GGCUGAGGAGGCAAAACAAUUUUUAGAAAAAGCCCUGGAAAUUGCUGAACUGGAAAUGUCGGAAUUAGAAGGAAACGACUUUGUUGCCGAACUACGCCAAAUAGAAAAUUCCGAGCAAAAGAUAAUUAAUUUUCGCAUUUCAACAUUUAAAGAAAUAGUGGAAAAAGGAAUCAACAGAGCACUUAAAAACGAAAAUCCACAUGUUCCUUAUAACAAACUAACUGGCGACCCAAAAAGUAGCAUUCUCCAAGUAAAUAGCGAACAAGAUAAAUUAAAUGCUUUUACCGAAACUCUAAGUCAAAUUAAAACCAAGCGUCAGAAAGUUGCUGAGGAUUUACUGCAAGAAUUAAUUAACGAAGAAACCCCUAAUAACCAUAGUGAAUUACAAAAUUAUCUCAACAAUUUACAACAAUUAAUUCCACACAACAACAAUGUUGCGAACCGAGCAGCCGAAAGAAAAAAUUCGGACAAUACUGACAUAAAACUUAGCGUGCCGCAAAUUGAGGCCUAUCGAAGCAAGAAAAACGAUAUUGAUAAAAAAGAAUCAAAAUUAAUUCAUGCUCUGGCUUUAUUUGAGGAUGAUGAGAAUAAAUUAUGA
Messenger RNA from Racocetra persica, 598 nucleotides. NCBI's taxonomy places the organism in Eukaryota, Fungi, Glomeromycota, Glomeromycetes, Diversisporales, Gigasporaceae. The record is from the annotation of a GenBank genome assembly.